GAUGCUGGGCCGCAGGGGCGCGCGCGCGGAGCGCGGGAUGCCGCGGGGCUGGACCGCUCUCUGCCUGCUGAGUCUGCUGCCCUCUGGAUUCACAAAUACAGACAACUCAACUACUGUUACCACAGAGUCAUCUACCACAGGAAUGUCUCCAACUGUUCCGAUAGAUGUAUCCAGCCCGGAAACCAUAACACCAAGGACUCGUGAAAGCACCACGUUCUCCCCUGUCUCUCAGGACAGCAAUGGGACCACAGCAGCCAUCUCAGAGCCGACAGUCAACUUUACAUCCACUUCCGGAAUCACCCCAGUUCCUGGAACUGUGAACUCUUCUGUCGAGACACAGACCUCAUUAGCCACCAUUAUGGCCUCCACCCUAACCAACUUUUCAACUUCAGAGAUGACCUUGAAGCCCAACAUGUCACUUGGAAAUAUCACAGAGCCCCCAUACAAUAGCACCAGCCUUGUGACAUUUUCCAUUAAACCUUAUACAUCACUUUCUCCUACGUCAAGUAGCAUCAAGGAAGAAAUCAAAUGUUCCCAAGUCAAAGAAGUGAACUUGACCCAAGCUAUCUGCCUGAAGCUCAGUAAGACCUACAGCUGUGAGGACUUUAAGAAGGACAAUGGAGAGGACCUGACCCGAAUCCUGUGUACGAAGGAUCAGGCCGAGGCUGGGGCCGGUGUGUGCUCCUUGCUCCUUGCCCAGUCUGAGGUGGAGCCUCUCUGCCUGCUCCUGGUCUUGGCCAACAGAACAGACGUUCCCAGCAAGAUCCAGUUUCUGAAAUCUCACCAGUCUGACCUGGAAAAGCUGGGGAUCCAAGACGUCUUUGAAGAAAGUGUUGGGAAACACCAGAGCUACCCCCGUAAGACCCUGAUUGCUCUGGUCACCUCAGGGAUCCUGCUGGCUGUCUUGGGCACCACUGGCUACUUCCUGAUGAACCGCCGCAGCUGGAGCCCCACAGGAGAAAGGCUGGGCGAAGACCCUUAUUACACGGAGAACGGUGGAGGCCAGGGCUAUAGCUCAGGCCCUGGGGCCUCCCCUGAGGCUCAGGGGAAGGCCAGUGUGAACCGAGGGGCUCAGGAGAACGGGACCGGCCAGGCCACGUCCAGAAACGGCCAUUCAGCGAGACAACACGUGGUGGCUGAUACCGAAUUGUGACUCGGCUGGGUGGGGCAAGGCUGGGCGAUGUCUGGGGCACCGGGCCUUCCCCGCGUCUGGCCACCCGCUGCCCCCCGCCGGAGGCGCCAUCCUUGCCUUCUGGCCUUCGCCCCUGCACACACCCUCCAAGGCCAUUCCUGGGGCCCUGCGCUGCACCCUAGAGGGGUUCUCUCCACCUUGGGGAGAGGCAGGUAACCUGCCCUUUAUACAUUCAGCUCCCUGAACCCAGCCUCUGGUCGUCUUCGAGUACGGAUGUGAUGGGGAAAGCCGAAGUCAGAGAAACGUCCAGUUGGGGUUGAUGGUCUUCAGCAUUCACACACGGCCCCUUUCGUCUCCCUCCUCUGCCUCAUGUAGGAACUCCCAGGAGAAAGCCGGGGCUUUUCUGAGCUACAGUUUCCUCCCAGGAGUCUUUGCCUUUCACUGUUCCUUCCGUAUAUUUUCUUCCACUCAAGGGAAACCAAAGCAACCCGCUACACUUGCUCCUUUGUAAUGAUAGAGCCAGAAAAACUCAUCUCACACCGUGUACCUUAGGCCCCUCCAAGUCACUGUGGAUUCAUUGCCAGCUUCCCCGCUGCUGUCCAAGUUGCCCCCAGUCCCCAGAUUCCCCUGCAUCUGUGUGCAGAAGCCGCUUUCUGGCUGAGCCUGAACGGGGCUCUGGGUUUCAGAACAAUGUCUCUGUGUUUGGGAGACAGGGUGGAGGUGCAGGGGCACACAUGUUCCUGCUCAUGGGGACAGAUGGAGGCGCGCAGAUAGCUCAGUCCUGGUCGUCCUGGAAGCUCGCAGAGCCUCUGCGUGGGCUCCUCUCCCCUUUCAGUGGUCAGCGGGGACAGGAACACAGGGCCACAUCACUGAGCCAAACCCCUUGCCCUAUACGCAUCUCAGGAAGCCUCUCGCCCUUAGGCUAGGUCCUGGCCUUACCCUGUGAUCUCAGUGGCUUCCUCCCCCUCCUCCCCUGAUUCCUGGGGUGAGCCAUGUCCUCACUCCCCAGCAGACUCCCUUCUGUCCCUGCCUCCUCCACCCUGACCCCCUUCACUGCUCUGCAACCACUUGUGGCCAGGGCCAGGAACAUCUUCAAAGCACCCUCACCACAAGCCACCUCCUCUGUGGGUGACCCAGGUCCUUGUUUCUAUUUUUCCAGAGGGGUGAGCAGGGAUCCUGAUUUCAAUGACGGUUGGAAAUAGAACUUUCCAGAGAUAGGAUGAUUGGGUAGAUUUUUUUUUUCUCUCUGAAUAAAAA
Molossus molossus (Pallas's mastiff bat) is the source of this 2389-nucleotide messenger RNA. RefSeq names its product CD34 molecule (gene CD34). The transcript has 8 exons. Gene Ontology annotation, biological process: cell-matrix adhesion. NCBI's taxonomy places the organism in Eukaryota, Metazoa, Chordata, Mammalia, Chiroptera, Molossidae. The record is from RefSeq and is a predicted model, not a curated record. Bases 2 to 1153 code for a protein of 383 amino acids. Gene Ontology annotation, cellular component: membrane.